Messenger RNA from Ylistrum balloti, 663 nucleotides. Its product is annotated as protein qua-1-like. NCBI's taxonomy places the organism in Eukaryota, Metazoa, Mollusca, Bivalvia, Pectinida, Pectinidae. The transcript has 2 exons. The record is from RefSeq and is a predicted model, not a curated record. Bases 1 to 663 code for a protein of 220 amino acids.
AUGAAAGCAGAAAUCGCAUUUGCCAUGAAUAUAGAUAAAUCUCUGCUGACGUUCCCUGAGGGUGCCACAAUCAGUGACGGGAGAAAUCAUGACGUAGCCACAAUCAGUGACGGGAGAAAUCAUGAUGGUGCCACAAUCAGUGACGGGAGAAAUCAUGAGGGUGCCACAAUCGGUGACGGGAGAAAUCAUGACGUAACCACAAUCGGUGACGGAAGCAAUCCUAAGGGUGCCACAAUCAGUGACGGGAUAAAUCAUGAGGGUGCCACAAUCAGUGACGGGAGAAAUCAUGACGUAGCCACAAUCAGUGACGGGAGAAAUCAUGAUGGUGCCACAAUCAGUGACGGGAGAAAUCAUGAGGGUGCCACAAUCGGUGAGGAGAGAAAUCAUGACGUAACCACAAUCGGUGACGGGAGCAAUCCUAAGGGUGCCACAAUCAGUGACGGGAUAAAUCAUGAGGGUGCCACAAUCAGUGACGGGAGAAAUCAUGACGUAGCCACAAUCAGUGACGGGAGAAAUCAGGAGGGUGUCACAAUCAGUGACGGGAGAAAUCAUGAUGGUGCCACAAUCGGUGAGGAGAGAAAUCAUGAGGGUGCCACAAUUGGUGACGGGAGAAAUCCUAAGGGUGCCACAGUCAGUGACGGAAAACACCAUAUCAAUAGUUAA